Arctia plantaginis is the source of this 564-nucleotide messenger RNA. NCBI's taxonomy places the organism in Eukaryota, Metazoa, Arthropoda, Insecta, Lepidoptera, Erebidae. The record is from the annotation of a GenBank genome assembly.
AUGGGCGAAUACCGCGCUGGUAAAGCUGGAAUCAACGCUGAGGCUCAGGCCAAGAUCAACAGCAAGUACAACGAUGACAUCGCUCAUGAGACCCUAGAAUGGAUAAAGACUAUUACCGGCUCACCCGCCAACACCGCUGGUGAUGCCGAAAACUUCUACCAAGUCUUGAAGGAUGGUACUCUUCUUUGCAAACUAGUCAAUACCUUCCAAGAAGGUUCAGUUAAGAAGAUCAAUCAGUCGUCAAUGGCGUUCAAGUGUAUGGAGAACAUCAACGCAUUUCUAGAGGCUGUCAAGAAACUAGGAGUUCCGCCUCAGGAAACUUUCCAAACAAUCGACCUUUGGGAAAGACAGAACCUAUACUCGGUAGUCGUAUGCUUGCAGUCGUUGGGGCGUAAGGCUGGUAACUUUGGUAAACCGUCCAUUGGACCAAAGGAGGCUGAUAAAAAUGUACGUGAGUUUACAGAAGAGCAGUUGAAAGCUGGUCAAAACGUCGUGUCCUUACAGUAUGGCACCAAUAAAGGACAACAAACAGGUCUUUCCUUUGGCAACAUUCGUAAAAUGUAA